Molecule: messenger RNA, 1601 nt
Organism: Glycine soja
Lineage: Eukaryota; Viridiplantae; Streptophyta; Magnoliopsida; Fabales; Fabaceae
Product: serine/threonine-protein phosphatase PP1 isozyme 4-like
Exons: 4
Coding region: 159-1106 (315 amino acids)
Cellular component (GO): nucleus; cytoplasm
Molecular function (GO): protein serine/threonine phosphatase activity
Source: RefSeq, a predicted model, not a curated record
GAAAGGGAACAGUGGAGAGCAAACAAACACAGACAGACAGAGAGAGAGAAAGAGAACCAAACCAAAUAAAGCUCUUGGUUGGUUCACCCUUGUGCUUAUUUUUUGUUGCUGAGAAAGAGCAAAGAAGAAGAAUAAGAAGAAGGUUUUGAUCGGAUGCGAUGAGCACACAAGGACAAGUGAUUGAUGAGGCGGUUCUGGAUGACAUAAUCCGGCGCCUAACGGAGGUCCGAUUGGCCCGACCCGGAAAGCAGGUUCAGCUCUCCGAGUCUGAGAUCAAGCAACUUUGCGUCGCUUCCAGAGACAUCUUCAUUAACCAGCCCAAUUUGCUUGAACUCGAAGCCCCCAUCAAGAUUUGUGGUGACAUUCAUGGGCAGUACAGUGAUUUGUUAAGGCUAUUUGAAUAUGGGGGUUUGCCUCCUACUGCCAAUUAUCUCUUUUUGGGGGACUAUGUGGACCGUGGGAAGCAGAGCUUAGAAACCAUAUGUCUUUUGCUUGCGUAUAAAAUCAAAUAUCCAGAAAACUUUUUCCUGUUGAGGGGGAAUCAUGAGUGUGCUUCCAUUAAUAGGAUUUAUGGGUUUUAUGAUGAAUGUAAGCGAAGGUUUAAUGUGAGGCUUUGGAAAGCCUUUACCGACUGUUUUAACUGCCUUCCUGUGGCAGCCCUUAUAGAUGAAAAAAUAUUGUGCAUGCAUGGUGGUCUUUCCCCUGAACUCACAAACUUGGAUGAAAUCAGGAAUCUACCUCGUCCUACUGCAAUUCCCGACACUGGCUUGCUUUGUGAUUUGCUUUGGUCUGAUCCUGGUAGGGAUGUGAAGGGUUGGGGUAUGAAUGACAGAGGAGUGUCCUACACCUUUGGCCCUGAUAUGGUCGCUGAAUUCUUGACAAAGCAUGACUUGGACCUUGUUUGUCGUGCUCACCAGGUUGUAGAGGAUGGGUAUGAAUUCUUUGCUGAUAGGAAACUUGUUACGAUAUUUUCAGCUCCAAACUAUUGUGGUGAAUUUGACAAUGCUGGUGCGAUGAUGAGUGUGGAUGAAAACUUGAUGUGCUCAUUUCAGAUUCUUAAGCCUGCAGAGAAAAAAUCAAAGUUUGUGAUGUCAAACAAGAUGUGAUGGUUGGGACAUCACUGUCAAGUAAUUAACCAAGAUGUAUUCGUGGGGUUAAAUUAAAUCCUGAAGAUUUAGAUUGAAUGGUCUUAAGUUCCAUCUAUUCUAGGUGAUGAUGAUGAAGAGGCAAGUUUACUGCUAUAACAUCCAGUCAGGCAGAGAGCAUGAGGGACUACAAGAGAUAUUAAGCACUAUUGGAUGGCCAUAAAAGCAAAGGCUUUUAUCUUUUUAUUUUUAUUUUUUUCCUUGUUUCAUAAUUAUUCUGCAACACAAUAUGUACAUAUAUGUGUUGUAGAUGCUGUGGAAAUGACCUUAUUUGCUCUGAAAGGUCCUCUUAGACUAUCGAUUUACACUGAUAGAGCAGUUUGUGAUUGUGGCCAAUUUUAUUCAGUUAGUAAAGGUGCAAUUGCUGGAUUUUAUGGUUUGAUAUUGGUCUGUUUUUGUACUGUUUGAUCAAAGAUCACAUGCCACUCGUUAGAAUGAUUGGAUUUUAUGGUUUGA